AUGAGCAUCUUGAGCUGGAACUGCCGGGGGUUGGGGGGCGACCGGACAGUUCAGGAAUUGCUGGGUCUCGUAUCCAGCCAGCAACCCAGCUUCGUUUUCCUUAUGGAAACGAAAGCUAUGAAGACACAUGUGGAACGAAUAAAACUACGCAUGGGAUUUGAAGGCCUGCUAUGCGUGGAACGAAAUGGCAUGGGAGGUGGUUUAGCUCUGUUUUGGAGGGAUGCGGCUAUGGCCACAUUACUCUCUUAUUCUGCAAAUCACAUCGAUGUAAGUAUUUCUUUACCGGAGACUCCAGAAUGGCGCCUAACUUGUUUCUACGGGGAAUCGGACCAAAAUAGACGACAAGAAUCUUGGGACCUCCUUCGCGAGCUCAGAGAUCGAUCAAUUCUGCCAUGGGUCACCAUAGGAGACUUUAACGAUAUCACAUGCCAGUCAGAGAAACGGGGGCCUCAUUCUCAACCCACGAAUCUCAUUGAGGGUUUUAAUGAUGCGUUUAUGGAUUGUCAGUUAUUUGAUUUGGGCAUGGAGGGAAGUCGGUUCACUUGGGAAAAAGGGCGCGGUACAGAUGCAUGGGUCGAAGAACGCCUCGACAGAGCAAUGGCUACUCACGAAUGGAUCGACAUUUAUGAUUCGGCUAUUGUUCGCAACUUACUCACAAUGGAAUCUGAUCACAACGCCAUCCUUCUUGAUGUGGAAUCAAGAACCUUCCGUCGAGCGAAGAAACGGUUUAGAUUUGAAUCUGCUUGGUUACAAGAUGAGGGUUGUCACAAGGCAGUGGAUCAAGUAUGGCGAUCAACGUUGGGAAUGGAUUUUCAAGAGCGGAUCACGGAGUGUGGUCGUUAUCUGGGCAAAUGGGGGGAUGAUUAUUUUCGGCGCAAUGGUAAACAAAUCAAAUUCCUUAGGAGCAGAUUGGAAAAAUUGAGAGACUCGCGGCAACAACAGGACGUGGCAGAUUAUAUUGAAGCUGAGGGGACACUACAGGGGUUGCUACGACAAGAAGAAGUCUACUGGAAGCAACGGGCAAAACAACUUUGGCUCAAGCACGGAGACCUUAAUACGAAAUAUUUCCACAAAUCGGCCUCAGCCAGACAUCGCAGGAAUCAUUUGCACCGCAUUAAGAACCCUGAGGGUCAGUGGCUUGAUGGCACGAACUUAAAUGGUGAAGUGAUGCGUUAUUAUUCAGACAUUUUUCAGUCUACAGGCAUCAAUGCUGACAUUUUUAACCACGUCCCGAGUCGAGUCUCACCUGAGAUGAACGCUACACUAGCGCUGCCCUUUACCAUCAUGGAAAUUAAAGAAGCUUUGUUUUCAAUGACACCGGAAAAGGCGCCGGGUCCAGACGGUAUGGCACCCGCUUUCUAUCAGCAUUUCUGGCCUAUUUUGGGUCAUGAUUUGUUUAUUUUUAUCACUCACUGUUUGUUGGAUCGAACACUACCACCGGGUCUGAAUGACUCGAUCAUUGUCCUUAUCCCAAAGAAAAAGUGCCCCGAGAAAGUCUCUGAUCUUCGUCCAAUCGCCCUUUGCAAUGUAGUGUACAAGGUUCUUGCCAAAGCUUUAGCAAAUCGUAUGAAAAGCUUACUUCACAGCGUGGUGUCGGAGUCGCAAAGUGCUUUUGUCCCCGACCGUCUACUGACUGAUAAUAUUAUUGUUGCCGGGGAGGUGGGUCACUAUCUGAAGAGGAAGACCAGUGGGGCUAUGGGUUGGACCGCGUUGAAACUCGAUAUGGCCAAGGCCUACGAUCGAAUGGAAUGGGGAUUCCUGGAAGGUAUGCUCACGGCAUUGGGUUUUGACAGAAAUUGGACUCACCUACUCAUGAUGGGAGUCAAAUUAGUGGUCUAUAAUAUCCAGGUAAAUGGCGAGAUUGUGGGUACUAUUUCCCCGACACGUGGCAUUCGGCAGGGAGAUCCCAUAUCUCCAUAUCUGUUCAUCCUUUGUGCUGAGGGACUGUCUAUGUUGUUGCAACAGGAUGAGAGGCAAGGUGACAUUCAUGGUAUUCGUAUUGCUCAGGGAGCGCCGGCGGUGACACAUUUGUUCUUCGCCGACGAUAGUCUUCUAUUCUUUAGGGCCACGAGUACGGAAGCUCAGACAAUCAGGAACUGCCUCGACACCUACAGUGCUGCAUCAUGCCAGGUAAUCAAUUAUGAAAAAUCAAGUAUUAUUUUCAGCGUCAAUACCACUCCGGAAGCCCGUUCUAGUGUGACGGAGUUUGUGGCAGUUCGAGAAUGCAAUGAUUUGGGGCGUUACCUAGGUCUACCUUCGAUCUUGGGUCGUAACAAGUCGGCUACUUUCUGCUAUAUUGAACAGAGAAUUCGGGAGCGGAUUGGAGGUUGGCAACAAAGGUUGCUGUCACGGGCAGGCAAAGAAGUUCUAUUGAAGAGCAUUGCCCAAGCCUUACCCAUAUUCACAAUGUCGGUGUUCUACUUACCGCAACGGCUUUGUGAUACUUUGGAACGCUUAUUCAACCGCUUCUGGUGGGGUGGUGGAGGCGGGUCGACCAGUAGGGGUAUCCACUGGCUUAGCUGGCCCCGACUUUGCUUACCGAAGGCCAAGGGCGGCCUUGGAUUCAAACGACUACACGAGUUCAAUAUUUCUCUGCUUGCAAAGCAGGGGUGGCGCCUAUUGAUCUAUCCGAACUCGCUUGUAAGUCGUCUCUUACGUGCAAAAUACUAUCCCAAUGAUUCCUUUUUGAACGCUCAAAUGGGCCACAACCCGAGUUACCUGUGGAGGAGUAUAAUGGCGGGCCAAGAUUUGCUCAAACAGGGUGCCGCAAGACGCAUUGGCAAUGGUGAGGGAUCGAAGAUUUGGGAAUGGCCGUGGCUUGCCGAUACGGUACAACCCCGUCUGACUACGCCAUGCAUCGAUUAUUUGAGGGAUGCGCCAGUCGCAAGUCUGCUUACGCCUCAAGGCACAUGGGACGUAGGUUUUCUACAUGAUCUCUUUAGUCCGGAAGAUGUGCCUCGGAUUCUAGCCACUCCUCUAUCUCCCACGCUACCGGAUUCUUGGCGGUGGCUUGGUGACACGAGGGGCACGUACACAGCCCGACACGGCUACAAAUUGUUGACGGAUAGCGAUACAUUAGAUGGCUGGAACGACAGGUUCACGGCGUGGGACCGGCUGUGGAAGCUACCCGUUCCUCCGAAAGUGAAUAACCUUCUAUGGCGUUGCAUUAGGGGCAUCGUUGCAGUAAAGGAAGUCCUAAAGCAACGACAUGUGCGGGUUGGCGGGGGGUGUGCGCACUGCGGGUACCAGGUGGAAACGGCGGAGCAUGUGUUUUGCGAAUGCAUGGUAGCGACGCGUCUCUGGGAGAACGUUAAUGUUCUACGGGGCGGCUCUAUUUUGGAGUUCUUGGACGUACUCAUUAAGAGCGCACCAACACAUCAGAUCAUUCGCGCAGCAGCCAUUUUCUGGGUUCUGUGGAAGGCUAGGAAUGAUAAAAUCUGGCGAGACACUUCUAUUUCAUCCGAGUCAUUACUAAUCCAGGUACACUCUCUACAGGCUCUUUGGUCCUCUAUCAUGCGAACACCUGGGGAGGCAUCAUCUUCUACAGCAUCUAGCGCUAUCUGGACUCCACCGCCAGCUAAUUGGUUGAAAUGUAAUGUGGAUGCAGCUCUCUUCGCUACUGGGGCAGGCUUUGGAGCCGUGGUUAGUAAUCAGGAUGGUAACUUCAUGGCGGCCAAAGGUGGCAGGCUUGGAAGUAUUCAAGAUCCGUUACUAGCUAAGGCCUCGGCGAUUGCACAAGCGCUGGAUUGGUUACGAAGUAUAGGUCUUAAUAAUAUCAUUUUAGAGACCGAUUGUUUAUUGUUUAUUUCAGCUUUUAAUUCUGGUCAUUCUGAUUUUUCGUAUGUUGGGUCAAUUGUAAAGCAAUGUUUUCAAAUUGCUAAUGACAUUGGGACCGUUCAGGUUCGCCAUGUCAAGAGGUCAACGAAUCAUGUAGCUCACGUUCUUGCGCGGGCGACAGAUUCUUCGUCUGUCCUAGGGUCGUGGUUGGUUAACCCGCCUUCGUGUAUUGCCGCUCUUCUGAGCUAUUAA
Molecule: messenger RNA, 4029 nt
Organism: Ipomoea nil (Japanese morning glory)
Lineage: Eukaryota; Viridiplantae; Streptophyta; Magnoliopsida; Solanales; Convolvulaceae
Exons: 1
Coding region: 1-4029 (1342 amino acids)
Molecular function (GO): nucleic acid binding; RNA-DNA hybrid ribonuclease activity
Source: RefSeq, a predicted model, not a curated record